Molecule: messenger RNA, 1308 nt
Organism: Rotaria sp. Silwood1
Lineage: Eukaryota; Metazoa; Rotifera; Eurotatoria; Philodinida; Philodinidae
Source: the annotation of a GenBank genome assembly
AUGGCACCGCCAACCAAAAGAAAAGCACACUCAAAAGCUGUUUCGAUUAAGAGAUGGUCAACUGAAAAUUUUCAAGCCACAACAACACAACCACCAGAUUCAUCAACAAGUGAAGAAGAAGAUUAUUCAAGUUCAGAACCAAUUAAAUUUACGGAAAAGAAAAUUUUAUCCGAUAUCGGCGAUUUAUUCACAUUAUGCACACAAGAAGGAAACCGAAAAUACUUAUCAACAAUGAUUUAUAUGUUGUUACGCCAUCUUGGAUACAGCUGGAGAGAAACAGAUGAGAUUUUGGAUACAACUGGAUCAACGAAAUGUGAAACUGCACAUAAGUACGCCGAUUUAUAUUUGAAUGGUGAUUUUGAAGAGUUUAUAGGUGAACAUCGAGGUCAAGAUGAAUCUACUUUUCGUAGUGGAGAGGUUGGUGCACGUAGAUGGGUGAUCGAUGAUUCGGCACCCUUUUUUAGUAAAGGCCGUGGUCGAAGCUACAUGAUUUCCGAUUUUUUGGUCAUCCAUCCAUCGUCACCAUAUUUUCGAUUAAGUCCAGCUGAAUGGAAUCAAGCAACUCAACGAUAUCCAAAAUUAUUGGAAGAAGCAGAUAUUAUUUAUGAAAAAUUUUCGGCAUCAGCAGCAAUAAAUAUUGGAAGUGAUUUAUAUAUGGACAACGAAUUGAUUUUAGAACAAUUUGAACGAUUAUUUCAAAUGUUACAGUUCAAAGAAGAAUACAAAAUGCAUACUAUUGAAGUGUUGGUGGAUAAUGCAAGAACUCAUACUAGCAAGGAAUUUAAUGUUGAUGAUUUUGGUAUGAAACCAGGUACUCGGUGUCCAGUUCAAUCAAUUGAAUAUUUAGAUCCAGCUACAAAUCAACAAAAAACAAUCAAUUGUUAUUUUACAGAUGGUGAGAACAAAGGAAAAUCACGUGGAUUACUCAAUAUUGCACAGAACUUGGGAUUGAAGGUACCAUUAAAUUGCAAACUUCAACAAUUAAAAGAAUUAGUUAGCCAACAUCCAGCAUUCCAAAAUGUUACAAAAUUAGAAAAAUUAGGGAUGCAAUAUGGAAUUCAAGUGUUAUAUGUGCCAAAAUAUCAUUGUGAAUUAAAUCCUAUUGAAGGUUAUUGGUGUCAUAUGAAACAAUUCGUUCGCAAGCACAAUGAUCAAACAUUCAACAAGAUGGUAUCAUUAAUUGGUGAAGCAAGAAAAAAUUUUGAAGAUCGUCAAAUAUAUUUAAAAUUAUGUAGAAGAUUCUGGAAAACAUUAAUGGCAUACAAUGAUGGACAAUAUUAUUUAUCAUCGAAAAAUCGUGAACACUAA